Molecule: messenger RNA, 2013 nt
Organism: Micropterus dolomieu (smallmouth bass)
Lineage: Eukaryota; Metazoa; Chordata; Actinopteri; Centrarchiformes; Centrarchidae
Gene: ube2ka
Product: ubiquitin-conjugating enzyme E2Ka (UBC1 homolog, yeast)
Exons: 7
Coding region: 291-893 (200 amino acids)
Biological process (GO): protein polyubiquitination; proteasome-mediated ubiquitin-dependent protein catabolic process
Cellular component (GO): nucleus
Molecular function (GO): ubiquitin conjugating enzyme activity; protein binding
Source: RefSeq, a predicted model, not a curated record
CGUCUCCUCCAGACUGCAUGCAGUUUGGUAUUAAAAUGUUUUCAGUGCCACCAACCGUUGUGUUGUUACACAUUUGAGAUGAUAGAUACGCGUUGAGCUAUUUUAACGGAUUAUAUCAUCACAUUGAAAACCGGGACUGACGGCACUCAAGGCGAACAACGUUGCGGGUGUUAUUUUUGCGGUUGUAUCAAAAAAAAGUGCAGAGCUACUGUAGACAGAACACAAGCUAGCUAACGUUAGUCAGGUCGGACGGCGGCGAGGCCCCAACCGGACGGGAACACGGGGGAACCAUGGCCAACAUCGCAGUUCAGAGGAUAAAACGGGAAUUCAAGGAGGUGCUCAAAAGUGAAGAGACGAGCAAAAACCAGAUAAAGGUGGAUCUGGUGGAUGAGAACUUCACAGAACUUAAGGGGGAGAUAGCAGGGCCACCUGACACACCAUAUGAAGGGGGUAGAUAUCAACUAGAAAUUAAAAUUCCAGAGACGUAUCCAUUCAAUCCACCCAAGGUGCGGUUUAUCACGAAGAUCUGGCAUCCCAACAUCAGCUCAGUCACAGGUGCAAUAUGUCUGGACAUUCUCAAAGACCAGUGGGCAGCAGCGAUGACACUGAGGACGGUCCUCCUGUCGCUACAGGCCUUAUUGGCAGCUGCAGAACCAGAUGAUCCACAAGACGCAGUGGUAGCCAAUCAGUACAAGCAGAACCCAGAGAUGUUCAAACAGACAGCGAGGCUCUGGUCUCAUGUCUAUGCAGGCGCUCCCGUCUCCAGUCCGGAGUACACACGCAAAAUAGACAAACUCUGUGCCAUGGGCUUUGAAAAAAAUGCAGUAAUAGUGGCGUUGUCGUCGAAAUCCUGGGACGUGGAGACAGCGACAGAGCUACUGCUCAGUAACUGAAUCUUGACACCCUCUUCAUCUUCCUCUUGAUCCCCGUCUCCCCUCCCUCACACAUACAUGCGCUCUCUCCUCCAAAUUGCAGCUGUCUCAAGGCGUGUUUUCCCCCGUUGCACCCGCUGUUUCACAGUGGACUCAUCGCCUCCACACUUCCCCCUCUUCUCCAUCCUCCCCCUUUUAUCCCCUCUGUGUGGCAUCUCUCCUCCUUGCUCAUCACCUCUGCUGUACAACACUCCAAUCAGUCGCUCUGUGAGCUCUUAUCUCUGGUUUCCUUAAGUUCAUUCAACAUUCCACUCAGCGCUACAAUCAGAAGUUCAACCACAUCUCGCCCCCCUUUGAAGUGAAUGCUAGACUUAAGACCCCGCCCAUGCCUGCCAAUCUCCCGGUUUUCCUGGCUGUGUCCAGGAAGCGGCUGUCGGCGACUUAUUCUUGCCUAUGCAGUGCAUUUACUUUCAUUUAUGAACGUUUGCAGGAGAGAGUCAAGCCAGGUCAUGAUUUUUACACACUAUUGGGAUGGUUUUCUGAACAGGGAAUGAGCAGAGUCCUAGAGUAACUACAUUUUAAAAUUGGUAUGUCUUAAGAAAUUGUCUUGCGCUAGGUCCAACAUCACUACCCUCAUUCAUUCACUCAUCCUUAGACAGUAAACACUCAUACACACUGAAAGUCUGAAUAAUUAUCUUGUUCCAUCAAUGGGAGUUUUUGAGGGCACUUAAAAUGCAUAAGCAGUUCACUUAAAAUGAAAAAUAUACUGUCAACGAAGGAAAUAUGGAGUUAAUUAUACACAGAACUGGACAAGGCUUUUUCCCUGUUCUGGAACCUAGCUCAUAAAGUGUCACUGAGGUGUUCACACAGUCAUGCCCCCCCCCCCACACACACACACACACACUUUUAAAAGAUUUUAUUUGGUCUCCUGCAGGAAUACAUUUGGAUUCUUGUUUUUAAACUGAGAGAAAACAAAACAAUCAAAUAAAUGUUCAGCCGUAACACAACCUGUCACACAUGUCUGGAUGGAAAUAGUUCGAAACGAAAUUGAAAAAUGUUUCAUCAACUUAACUGCGCCAACAGAUAAAUAUGUCAAAAUGAUUCAUCUGUAAAUAAAGAUAUUAAAGUCUGUGUAAAUUAA